Dreissena polymorpha is the source of this 3785-nucleotide messenger RNA. Its product is annotated as plastin-2-like. The coding region runs from base 97 to 1992 and encodes 631 amino acids. Gene Ontology annotation, cellular component: cytoplasm; actin filament; actin filament bundle. The transcript has 13 exons. Lineage: Eukaryota; Metazoa; Mollusca; Bivalvia; Myida; Dreissenidae. Gene Ontology annotation, biological process: actin filament bundle assembly; actin filament network formation. Gene Ontology annotation, molecular function: actin filament binding; calcium ion binding. The record is from RefSeq and is a predicted model, not a curated record.
UGAUGUGACAAACCCAUACAGUACAAUCAUGAAUCACGUGAUCACAGUCCCACCCUUCAGUACAUUGAAAGUGUACACAACAUUCAAAUAGCGAAAAUGGCCGGACGAGCAACCUCGAUGAACUUGGAGAAAGAUCAAAUCGAUGAUCUGAGGCAGCAGUUUGAAUCAUUGGACACUGACGGCAAUGGCUUCAUUGAGCUCGAUGAGAUCGGCCAUGCCCUUGAGACGUGCAACAUCAAGCUGCCCCAGUUCAAGAUUCGCCUCAUUGUGGAGGAAAUCUCAAAGAAAGACGACGUGAACAGAGAUGGAAAAAUUGAUAUGAAUGAAUUUAGAGCUUUAUAUGCACGUUUAAAGAAAGAAUCGGAUGUAGGUCACAUUUUCAAAAAAUCUGUCAAUUCCCGGACUGAUAUACAACAGCAUACAGGCUCUGCAGACGGCAUUACCCAUUCUGUGAAGGAUUCUGAAAGAUACGCUUUCGCUGAUUGGAUCAAUAGGAACUUGAUCCAUGACCCUGACUGUCAAAGUCAACUGCCCAUCAAUCCAGAUUCAGACGAUUUGUACACAAAAGUUAAAGAUGGCAUUUUAUUGUGUAAACUGAUUAACCAGUCUGUAUCAGAAACUAUUGACGAGAGAACGAUUAACAAAAACAAGCCCAAUGUGUAUCAAAGAACUGAGAACCACAACCUGGCCCUGAACUCGGCCCGCUCCAUUGGCUGUAACGUGGUGAACAUCGGACACACGGAUCUGGAGAAUGGCACACCACAUCUCGUUCUCGGACUUCUGUGGCAGAUCAUCAGAAUUGGCCUGCUCAGCGAGAUCAACCUGACGUCACACCCGGGCCUGGUGCUGCUGCUACAGGAAGGGGAGACAAUAGACGACCUUCUGAAACUCUCGCCGGAGGAGAUCCUUGUCCGAUGGGUCAACUACCAUCUGAGGAACUCUGGCAGCAACCGACAGAUCGCCAACUUUGGCGGAGACAUCAAGGAUUCUGAGGCGUACACAUACCUGCUGAACCAGAUUGCACCUAAGGAGGCUGGUGUUGGACUUGAUCCUAUGAUGGAGCCAGAUGGGGAGAUGAGAGCGGAAGCCAUGCUUAGAGAGGCAGACAAGAUCAAGUGCCGUGCAUUCAUCACAUGCAAGGACGUGGUCCGUGGCAACACGAAGCUGAACCUCGCGUUCGUUGCCAACCUGUUCAACACGUACCCUGCCCUGGAGAAACCUGACGACAUGGAAGUGGAACUAAUUGAGGAAACCAGAGAAGAAAAAACUUAUCGCAACUGGAUGAACAGUUUGGGCAUCAAUCCAUAUGUGAACCGUCUCUACAACGACCUGCAAGAUGGUCUUGUUAUCUUCCAAUUGUACGACAAAAUUCAACCAGGCUGCGUAAACUGGAGUAGAGUUAUCAAGGAAUUCAAGAAAAUGAAAGCUACAUUUGAAAAAAUUGCCAAUUGCAACUAUGCAGUAGAACUGGGUAAGCAGCUGAAAUUCUCAUUGGUCGGCAUUGAUGGCAAGGACAUUAAUGAUGGCAACCAGACCCUCACGUUGGCCCUGAUCUGGCAGCUGAUGCGAGCGUACACCCUUGCCAUUCUCACGAGAAUGUCAGACGAUGGUAAACCCAUUGAUGAUGCAGUCAUCGUUAACUGGGCUAACAGUAGGCUGCGUGAAGCAGGAAAGUCCGUGUCGUUCAGCAGCUUCAAGGACCCUACCCUGUGUGACAGUCUGGCCAUCCUGCACCUCAUAGACGUGAUCGCCCCCAAGAAGAUCAACUGGGACUACGUGAAAGACAGCGGCUCUGACGAGAAGAGGACAGUCUUGAAAUCUGUUGACAAAAUGGCAAAUGCCAAGUACGCAAUUUCAAUGGGCAGAAAAAUUGGUGCGAGAAUCUACGCUCUUCCAGAGGAUGUCGUGGAGGUCAAGUCAAAGAUGGUGAUGACCAUUUUCGCCUGCUUGAUGGCAAUUGGUUGGAAGAAGGACCAUAAUCAGGACAGUUAAAUGCUUUCGGCCUGGCUGGAACAAUAACGGGCUAAGUAUAGGCCUUUAGGAACAGAACUAUUGCAUUAUUGAGAUGCAAUACCAGACGCUGGAGUAAUUAUCAAUAAACUGUUGAUAUCUAAAAUUCCAUGUAUUACUGCUAAUCUUUUUGGAAUGGUAUUUUACAUUGAAAGAUAUGUAUUCCAUGUUUGUUUUAUGGUCUUUCAAUGUGUGGGACCAAUUUGUUUUCACAAUUUGUACUUAAUCAUUCGGCUUUUGUAUGAAUAAUUUCUAUAUAUUAUAUUAUAGUUAUAUUUUUUAAAGUAUACAUACAGUAUGACCAAAAUUUUUAUUCCAAUUAUGUAAUCUGAUGUCAAUUUAUAUGAGUAUUUUUUUUUCUCUCUGUGAUUUCAAAUAUGCAUGUGUUUGAGGUGUGAUACAAUUAUGCCCAUAUUAAUGCUUUUUAAUUAAGAGUUCAUUGUACCAUACAAAUGUCAUAGCUUAAAGCUCUUUGAACAUAGGCUUUAGCAUUUAGAAGGUCCUGCAUUGGUUAGAGUAUACAUUACAAUUGUUCUUGCUUUUUUCUGAAUGUUUCAAAGUUUGGAAGUAAUUGGGUUAAUCACGGACUCCACCACUUUUACUGUUGAUAAUGUGCCUAUGAAGAUUUGAUCAAAAUAGGAAUGUGGUAAUGAACAUUUCUAAUGCUUCCACUUGUGUGCUUAAAGUCUAGAUGGAUUCAAGAACCUAGUGUACAAAGUGGUGUUGCAUUUCAUAUACGUACUUUAUUUCUAUGAAAUACUUUAUUGAUGUGAAUAGUUGUUCUAGAGAAUUUCCGGUUUGGAUUUUCAGUUCUUGAAGGAAUUCAAUUUGUGUAGUUUUUGUCCCAAUACAACUUCAAUUUCAAAAUGCCUGAUAAUGAAAAGGAUUUAUAUUUCAUUGCUAUAUCUAUUGCUGCCAUCAUGUAUGUAAAUGUUUUAAUAUUCACCAUUUAAAAGUGUUUAUUUGCUGAUGUAGCCUUUUCUUAUAUAUAAUAUAUAUUCUUUUUCUUGUGUUAAAACAAUAUGUUGCAAGCAAAAAUCGUGGAAGAAAUUUAAUUAAUCAAACACACAGCCGAUACAUCAAAUAUAUUGGAACCAUUUGCAAAUUAAGCGGAUAGUAAAUAACAUAUCAAAAUGAACUCGUCAGAAAUUUGGCGUAUUGGUAAACAUGUACCAGUGAUAUAGAACAUUAAACCAGAAUGGACUUUGCUUUUGUUGGUAUUUUUGUUGCGAUGUUAAAUUGUUUUGUUCUACAUGGAGUAAACAGUUUGUUUUGUCUUUCUUUCCCUAUCUCUGUAGAAAUGUUUAGUAGCUCUUGCCUUGUUUCAAUUUGUUAGCUUUCUCAAUGCACCACAUUAUAACCAUAGAUGCCUUUAUAUGUACAUGGUGUGUAUAUGUUGCUGUUUUUUUAUUCAGAAUAGAUAAAGGUAGUGUUUUUGAAAAAUACCUGCCCUAUUGUUAUUUGUUACGAACCUCCUAAACAUGAACAGUGAUAUUUUUCCUGGUGAUGAAUUGUCAAAAAAUAUUUGUUAGCGCAUAAAAGGAGAAGGAAAUAUUUUAUCUUUUUGUCAGAUUGUAAAGAAAGGACUAAAAUAAAACAAGGUCAAAACUUCACAAUUAUUUCUUAAAAAUUGUAUGAAGUAUUGUUAUAACUGGUAUGUUUGCAUUCGUUGUAUUCAAUAUCCUCAUAAUCAUGUUGAUUUGUUAUAUUCUAUAGAACAAACUGAUUUUUAGACAAAGUACAUCAAUUUAAGCAAAUAAAUAUGCUAUAAGAAA